Messenger RNA from Dioscorea cayenensis subsp. rotundata (Guinea yam), 932 nucleotides. RefSeq lists its product as uncharacterized. The coding region runs from base 79 to 393 and encodes 104 amino acids. The record is from RefSeq and is a predicted model, not a curated record. The transcript is spliced from 2 exons. Lineage: Eukaryota; Viridiplantae; Streptophyta; Magnoliopsida; Dioscoreales; Dioscoreaceae.
GCAAAGAUUGUUGAGAGAGCCCGUGGUGAAGAGCUUCUUUCUCUAAAAAGUUUCUCUCUAGAGAUUUGUCAAGACAAGAUGGCAGGUGUUGCAAUUGUUCAGAUGCAAAAUGAUAUUAAUUCUAUGAAGGAUGAUGUGAAGUUUGUGAAAGAUAAAAUCAGUUCGUAUGAAACUGAUAUUAAAAGUAUUAUUGAUAGUAUUAAGGAUUUAAAGGAUACAGUGGACAAAAAUGGUAAAGAUUUAAAUCAAAGCAUUCAGAAUAUAUCUACAGGAACAUCUCCUGGUGCUGGUUCAGGAGGACCUUCUACAUUGCCACCUAAUGCAAGCCUUGCUGACAUAGUGAAGUUUCUGAAUGAGUUGCAUGCAACUUUGGUUAACAAUAAAGUUAUUUGAUGACAACACUCUUCAAAGCCUUUUGAAUUGUUCACAAUUUCAUAAAGAUGGAAGUCUUGGGAUAAGGCUAGUUGCAUCAGCAAGAGUCAGCUUGUGUUGUGUUAUUCUAGGGGAAGAUUUUACCCUUACUCAUGUUAAGGUAUCAUGGUUUUCCUUUUCUUUUUGUUUGAAUGUGUCUGUUUGUGCUUACACUGCUGGUGGACUUUGUCUAGACUCAGGUUUGUUAGUUUUUAUUGUGUCCAGUCUUGGGUUUGUUUAACUGCUAUCUGUUGUACCUUUGUCCCUCAUUUAUUUUAAUCUACGUGGUUUGUCAACCUUACAAGAAGAAAAAAGAAAGAAAGAAAAUGAUACGACCUCCAGGUCGCACCGCACAAGAGCACCGUUCGAGCCGGUGUGAGCUCCUAGAACAGGGGAAAAAGAAAGUUGAAGGAGAAAGGAUGCUCUCCCAAAAUCCAGUAAUUCAUUUCAUACCCUUCUGAUAACCCCAACCUUGAAUAUAACCCCAGCAACUACAGAGACGACAGACAACACUCUGCCCA